This is a messenger RNA of Anarrhichthys ocellatus (wolf-eel), 1824 nucleotides long. It is a transcript of the gene mfsd13al, whose product is annotated as major facilitator superfamily domain containing 13a-like. The transcript has 7 exons. The coding region runs from base 258 to 1694 and encodes 478 amino acids. The record is from RefSeq and is a predicted model, not a curated record. NCBI's taxonomy places the organism in Eukaryota, Metazoa, Chordata, Actinopteri, Perciformes, Anarhichadidae.
GCUGCAGCAGGAAUCGAGUUUGACAUGAUUUCCAUUUGAAACAGUUUCAGCACACAGUUAGUCGUGUCCUUACCGGGUAAAAAAAAAAAACAUCGUGUCAACUAAUAACUUCACUAUGUUUGCUAUUAACAUGCUAAACAACAGCGUCACAUAGUUAUCAGAAGCGAUAACAUCUCGCUCCAGCCAGACCGACAGGUAACUUCAUCGUUACCUGAGUUACCCGAGCAGUCGCGGAGAAGACAGCUGGCGCGGGGAGAAUGGAUGUAGUGCGACAGUCGAUCAACUUUGGGCUCAAUCCAGCAGCUGUGGCUUAUUCUAUGACCACACUGGGAUCUGGCAUGAUAAACAACAUCUUUAGCUUCUACUAUGUCAAACUCUUUCUCAAUAAGUACAAGAUAUCAGAGGGAGCAUUCCACCAAUCACAAGUGGUGUACAUGGUGUGGAAUGCAAUCAAUGACCCUCUUUUUGGCUACCUGCAAGAUAACUCCAGGGUGCCCUGCUGCUCCCAGAGACGUCUCUCCAUCCUGUAUGGUGCUCCCCUAUACUCACUGGCUUUUCUUAUAGCCUGGUUCCCAUGGCAGACCUACGCCCCCGGUGACUGGUUGAGCGGCGUACACUUGAUGGUGGCGCUGUGUGCUUUUGACGCCAUGCUGACUUUUGUGCUGCUGGCACAAUGUGCGUUGUUUGCAGAGAUCUCCAGCCACCAUCAGAGCCGACUAAGACUUGUAAAGUACAGCCAGGUGGCUUCUCUCCUUGGCUCCUCCAGUGUCCUCUUCUGUGGUGUGUUGUCCAGUAACAUGGAGGACUUUGCGUCCUUCCAAGCCUACACCGUGCUGAUCGCUGUCGUGAGCUGUGUCUGCAUGCUCUACACGGGCCUCCACAGUGCGAGCCGCUUUGAUAACAAAGGAUCUGAAUCAGACGCACUGGAGUCUCCUGACCAGACUUCCCAUCAAUCAGGCUUUUCCUUCUCCAUGUUAACAACUUUGACAUGGCAAAUUCUGAGCAACAGGGACUUCCGGCUUUUUGUGUGCAUGAACUUCUUCCAGGUUUUUGUGUUGGCUUUCUUCAAUAAUUUUACCAUGAUAUUUGCUGAGCACCUGAUUCCUCCAGAUGUGCUUCCAUCACUGGCCAAGAGCAUCAUGUACGGAGCGGGAUUCAUCUGUCCACAGCUGUUAGUAUUGAGCUGUCAGAGUCUGCUCCAUGAUGUUGGCUACUACCGGAUAAUCCUCUUCACCUUCUACAUGGAAGCUGGAAUGGCAGCUGUGAUGCUCGCACUCGGUCCUCAGCACUACUAUUUUAUGGCAUUUUUCCUCACCGCUAACAUGGUCAUAAUACAGGCAGCCUUCAGUCUUUUUGGCUUGGCUUUGGCUGACAUCAUUGACACAGACCUGCAGAAGUACAAGCGCAGUUCCCCUCUCUCCUCCAUGGUCUUUGGGACGAAUGCUCUGUUCACUAAGCCGGCUCAGUCUCUAGCCCCAAUGAUGGUGCUCAAUAUCCUCAACCAGUUUGGAUAUGAACAGCUGAAGGACGCUGGAAGGGAUUCAAAUAUAAGCGCCUCAGAGAGUCUCCAUAGUGUCAUGUUCUACUUGGUGUGUCUGGUGCCCAUGUGUGUCGCCGCUCUGCAAGCACUCGCUUGGAGGCCGUUCUCCAUACGCAACAGUCACACGGUUGACACAAAAUACGUUGACGGCUGACUUCAAUAUUUUAGUGUUCAAAGGAAGCCUGUUGCUAUUUCUUCGGCUGGGAUUUGAGGAAAUUCUUUAUGGCCAAGUAUGAGAUUACGUUCCUUCUUUCACUGUAUAUUCCAGGAUUAUACUGUGUGUG